This is a messenger RNA of Plasmodium gaboni, 380 nucleotides long. Its product is annotated as putative EMP1-like protein. The record is from RefSeq and is a predicted model, not a curated record. NCBI's taxonomy places the organism in Eukaryota, Apicomplexa, Aconoidasida, Haemosporida, Plasmodiidae. The annotation marks the transcript as partial. The transcript has a single exon.
CGAACUUUCUAUUUAUUUGCGACACCACAAUUUGUUCGUUGGAUUGAAGAAUGGACCCAACAAUUUUGCGAAGAAUACAAUGAAAAUAUGAGUGAGUUACAAUCGAAAUGCGGAAAUAUUAGUAGUGGUAAUAAGAACGAUUGCAACGAAAAUUCAAAUAAGAAUUGUAAAACUGCUUGUGCAAAAUAUAAUGAUUGGAUCACUUCAAAAAAAAAAGAAUGGGAUGGUAUGAAAAACUAUUAUGCGAAAAUAUUACAAAUGGGAAAAAGUAGUGAUCAAUCCCCCGACGGAACGGACUAUCAUGCAAUCAAUCAACGUACAGCUAUUGAUUAUUUGAACCAAACAUGCAAAACUGAAAUAAAUGGAACAGAUAAAUGUUG